This is a messenger RNA of Thalassophryne amazonica, 928 nucleotides long. Its product is annotated as transmembrane protein 272-like. The transcript is spliced from 5 exons. NCBI's taxonomy places the organism in Eukaryota, Metazoa, Chordata, Actinopteri, Batrachoidiformes, Batrachoididae. The coding region runs from base 164 to 688 and encodes 174 amino acids. The record is from RefSeq and is a predicted model, not a curated record.
CCGACGCGUUACCUGUGCACCUGAACGCCUCGUCGCACCUGCCCGCGGGCGACAGUUAGAGCUACGCGCGCAUUCACACACGGAGCGGAACCUGAGCUGAGAGCACGAGCAGCAGAAGGGAGGAGGUCCGGUCCAAAACAGGAGCAACCCUCAUUUACUAAAGAUGGCAAGUUCCACGCUUCUGCAACGUAUUCUGAGGCCUGCUGCAGUCGCAACCCCGGUACUGGUGUUCUCCAAGGUGAUCGUCUGCGUCUUGCCCAUUGCUCAGAUUGCAAUCGGUGCAAAGUACUUGAAGGAGUGUCCGCGGCAGGACAACAUCCCCAUCUAUCUGGUGGUAAUGGGCAUGUUCGGCUUAAUGCUCACGGUGCUUUCCUGCCUGCCGUGCACGCAGGAGUCCGAAGAAGGAGCCCGCAGCACGCUUAACCGCCUGUGCGUUACGUGGAACUCCAUUGUGUCCCUCUUCCUUUUCUGCUGGUUUAUUGCAGGUAACGUGUGGAUCUACUCUAUUUACGAGCCGAGUUAUAAUAAAACGACGUCCCACAACGAGAUGUAUUGCAACAAGACGCUGUACCUGUUCGCCUUCUGGACCACCACGUUGGUCUACAUUUUUCUGGGUUUGUUCCUGGUAAUCAGCUGCUGCGUUCUUGUCUGCUUCUUCAUAUUGGGCCGAGCCGACCCUGACGAUUAGUGAGAUUUUCACACCAAUCGAUGAGGAGAUCUGUAACAAUUAUUAGAGUUCUUUUUAGAUUAUAAAGUGGAAACAGGAACACCAGACUGAGGCUUUACAAAUGAAAGAACUGAUAAACAAGCUCAUUUCAAGCUACAUUUAACUUCAACCACACCUGCUCUUAAUUUUCUUCAUUCAUACACAAUCUACCAAACAUCCAGCAGGGGCAGUGUUUAACAUGUGCAUCAUAUAUAUAUAUUU